Perkinsus marinus ATCC 50983 is the source of this 2427-nucleotide messenger RNA. RefSeq names its product Nucleolar protein Nop56, putative. Gene Ontology annotation, molecular function: snoRNA binding. Gene Ontology annotation, cellular component: box C/D methylation guide snoRNP complex; small-subunit processome. NCBI's taxonomy places the organism in Eukaryota, Perkinsozoa, Perkinsida, Perkinsidae. The record is from RefSeq and is a predicted model, not a curated record. The coding region runs from base 1 to 2427 and encodes 808 amino acids. The transcript is spliced from 20 exons.
AUGAGCAUCGACCUCUACUUACUGCUCGAGACAGCAUCGGGCUACGCUCUAUUCGUACGUGACCAGUACGAUGAGCUUGGAAACAUCGAUGAUGGUGCUGCACAGACUGAGAAUCUCAAGGACUUCAUGAGCCUGGUGAAGCUCCGAGGCUUCCUUCCCUUCACCUCUGCCGAGGUCGCCUUGUCCAACAUCAACGCCAUUGUUGCUGGCGAGUGCACUGAGGAGUUGAAGAACUUCCUCUCGAUGAACUUGACCACGCAGAGCAAAAAGAAGAAGAAGGCAGCCCCUGCCUACAAGUUGGGCGUUGCCGAUCCCAAGCUCGGCGACUCUCUCAACGAGCUCGGCUUCCAGGUCACCUACUCCCAGUCUGUACGUGACAUGCUUCGUGGAUGCCGCCAACACGUAGCUAAGAUGGUGAAGAUGGACGAGUCCGAUCUCGACAAGGCCAGGUGCGGUCUAGGCCAUGCUUAUUCCCGUAAUAAGAUGCAGUUCGACCCGAACCGUCAGGAUAAGCCCAUCAUCAACGCCAUCGCUAUCCUCGAUGGCCUCGAUAAGAACAUCAACACCUUUGCUAUGCGUGUGAGGGAGUGGUACUCGUGGCACUUCCCCGAGAUGGCUAAGAUCGUCACUGAUAACGAGGUCUUCGCCAAGCUGGCCUGCCUUAUAAGGCUGAAGGACGACUUCGACUGGGACAACAGGAUGGAUGAGGUUGUAGAGGCCUGCGGUGGUGACGAGGAGACUGCCAAGGAGCUUGAGAAGGCCUGUCGUACCUCUAUGGGUCAGGAUAUCGUCGAGAUGGACAUGGCCAACAUCGAGCACUUUGCCAAGCAGGUCAUUUCUCUAUCUGAGAUGCGUCGUAACCUCACGGAUUACCUCCACGGCAAGAUGGACGUCGUUGCACCCAACCUCGCUGCUCUCAUUGGCGACACUGUUGGUGCCAGGCUAAUCUCUCAUGCUGGCUCUCUCACGAAUCUGGCCAAGUACCCUGCCUCUACCGUUCAAAUCCUGGGUGCUGAGAAGGCUCUUUUCCGCGCCCUCAAGACUAAGGGUAACACCCCUAAGUAUGGUCUAAUCUAUAACUCUAGCUUCAUCGGUAAGGCUGCCCAGAAGAACAAGGGACGGAUAUCUAGGUAUCUCGCCAACAAGUGCUCCCUUGCUUCCCGUAUCGAUUGCUUCUCGGACCAACCCGCAGGAAGCAGCGAAUCUUGCACUGUAUUCGGUGAGAAGAUGCGGGAUCAGGUCGAAGAGAGGCUGAGAUAUCUCACUACUGAGGGAGUUAAGCCCAAGAGGAACGUUGAUGUUAUGCGUGAGGCCAUGAAGGAGGUUGAGGAGAUUCAAGAGAACGACAAGGAGGCUGUUGAAGCUGCUGCCGCUGAUGAGGAGGAGGAGGAGGAAGUUGUUGUGGAGAAGAAGGCUAAGAAGGAUAAGAAGGCCAAGAAGGAGAAGAAGCGUAAGCAUGCUGAAGUGGAGGAGGAGGUCGAGGAGGUAGCCGAACCCGAGGAAGAGGAGGCUCCUAAGAAGAAGCAUAAGCAUAAGAAGUCGAAGAAGCACAGCUCUGAAGUAUUCGAAGGGUUGGUUGAUGAGGCCUCUUGGGCUCAUCUAUUCCCUCGUUCUCUCUACUGUGCCCACGAGGGCCUGGGAGUCUAUUCUCAAUGUGCCGAGUCGGAAAGGUUCGCCGCACGAGGUGGGCGGUGGUCAGGGGAAGUUUUGGUGCAGAGGAGGAGCCUUCUUAAGGAUACGAACCCUGCUCGAUGGGAUGUAUCCGUUGGUGGUCACGUGGCGGGCUACGAUUAUGUGAUGGCAUCAGCAGUGAGGGAAGUACGAGAGGAGCUGGGCGUGUCUGUCAAGCCUUCAGACCUUGAGGAGGUCGGCGUGGUAGCCACCGAGGCCCGAGGAUCUGGAUAUAUAGAUCGGGAACUCAAGCACAUAGCGAUAUACCCCUGGCGAGGUCGUCUGCAGCAGCUACAACUCGACCCAGCAGAAGUUACUGAGGCGGAGUGGAUGCCGUGGGUGGAGGUUCAUCGGAGGCUCAUACGAGGCGAUAGAGAAUUCGUGGCAUUUAAUCGACGUGAGCAGUGGAGCGGAGCGAAGGUGAAGCGUUCGAGAAUGUGGCUGGUGAAGAGAAAUAGGGAGGCAGGGUCCAAGAGAAUUAACAACUACAGAGGAUUCCACAAGAUACACACGGGAAUCUACGGCCAGAAGGUUAAGACAUGCUUCUUAGUUCGGCGUGGUAAUCCUACUCGGAGGAUGGUCAUCAAACAGUACUCCAGGGCGACUAUGGCUCGCCAGCGGUUGCCGAUCUAUGGCAAGGGAGGAUCGGUCUCUCUGGUCUCGGGAACGCGUGUGAUUGAGGAUGAGAUAUGUAUUCUGGAGAAACUUAAGGAGAAGCAGGUUUCUAACGUUGUAGGAAGAGCGGUUGUUUUGUGA